This is a messenger RNA of Ipomoea triloba (trilobed morning glory), 491 nucleotides long. Its product is annotated as early nodulin-like protein 1. Gene Ontology annotation, molecular function: electron transfer activity. Bases 22 to 468 code for a protein of 148 amino acids. Lineage: Eukaryota; Viridiplantae; Streptophyta; Magnoliopsida; Solanales; Convolvulaceae. Gene Ontology annotation, cellular component: plasma membrane. The record is from RefSeq and is a predicted model, not a curated record. The transcript is spliced from 2 exons.
UCUUCCACCCAUUAUUUUUUCAUGGCUGCUUCGAAUGAGUUUGAUGUUGCCGGCGAGAAGGGUUGGGUUAUCCCUUCUGCGAAAGAUGAUCAGUUCUACAAUGAAUGGGCUUCCAAGAAUAGGUUUAAAGUUAAUGACACCCUAAAGUUUGAGUACCAGAAGGAUUCAGUUAUGGUGGUGAGCCAAGAGGAGUAUGAGAAGUGCCGGUCGGCUCAUCCCAUGUUCUUCUCCAACGCCGGCAAAACGGUGGUCAAGCUGGAGCGGGCGGGCCUCUACUAUUUCAUCAGCGGGGUUUCCGGCCACUGUGAGAGAGGGCUGAAGAUGAUCGUCAAGGUUUUGGAGUUAGAAACCCCACCUCCGUCAGAUGAUCACACGCCCGGAAAUUCCCCUCCGGCCAUCGGCGCUGCAACUCCGGCUCGGAUGCCUUUCUUAUUCGUGUCACUCCUUGGGACCAUCAUCUUCAUGUAAUUCUUUCUGCUUACGUUGGUGUA